This is a messenger RNA of Melanotaenia boesemani (Boeseman's rainbowfish), 3329 nucleotides long. It is a transcript of the gene dusp6, whose product is annotated as dual specificity phosphatase 6. The record is from RefSeq and is a predicted model, not a curated record. The transcript is spliced from 3 exons. Bases 599 to 1753 code for a protein of 384 amino acids. Gene Ontology annotation, molecular function: MAP kinase tyrosine/serine/threonine phosphatase activity; protein tyrosine/threonine phosphatase activity. Gene Ontology annotation, cellular component: cytoplasm; cytosol. Gene Ontology annotation, biological process: positive regulation of apoptotic process; negative regulation of ERK1 and ERK2 cascade; protein dephosphorylation. NCBI's taxonomy places the organism in Eukaryota, Metazoa, Chordata, Actinopteri, Atheriniformes, Melanotaeniidae.
UGUAGCCAUUCAGCAGGCUGGCGCCGCAGAGAGCGCAUUGAGUCAGACUCUGCAGCGCGUCUAUUCACAUCGAGGAGAGAAGCGGACAAGAGGGGGAAGUAGGCUGCAUCCGCAAGGCAGAAGCAGGCGAACUGAACCCGCAACGGUCCAAAUAAAGGACCAUCCCAACUAUUCCCCAUCCUAACAAUCUGGAUUUCCAAAAGAGAAAAGUGGAAAAGCGGCUGCUAUCCUAUCCGUGGAGUUAUAUAAGAAUAGAGGAAGCGUCAGCGCCGUUGCAGGGUUGGUGUGACUCAUUGAUAAAUAACUCAGGCUCUUCGAGCAGAUGCAUGAAUGAGCGCCAGUGAAGACAAUCCGCAGUGGGGAAAUCUGUGAGGACUCACGAUCUUACUGAUCUUUUCGUCCCAGAUUUCACGGGGACACCGAAGACAUUUUAAAGUGAGAAUUUCAUAGCCAGAUUCCACAUUUUUACUCUUUUUGUGUUGUGCAGUUCAGGGCCCUCCAAGCAACGAAUCGGACUGAAAAAGAAGAAGAAAAUAGCGCGUCCGCAGCCAGGAAGCUCCCCCAGCUUUUUCCAAACGUUUUCUACUCCUGCUUAUAAAUGCUUGACAAGCUCAAGCCCGUCGUCCAGCUCGACUCGGUAAUGGCGAUCAGCAAGACGGUGGGCUGGCUCCGAGAGCAGCUGGAGACGCGCAGGGACGGCCUGCUUGUGAUGGACUGCCGGGCCCAGGAGCUCUAUGAGUCGUCGCACGUCGAGACGGCAAUCAACGUGGCCAUACCGAGCCUCAUGCUCCGCCGGCUCAAGAAAGGAAACCUGCCCGUGCGGUCGUUACUCUCCAAUGGGGAGGACCGGGAGAGGUUCGUGCGUCGGUGCAAGACGGACACCAUCGUGUUGUACGACGAGUACAGCCGUGAAUGGAACGAGAAUGUGGACGGAGGAUCCGUGUUGGGUUUAUUGCUGAGGAAAAUGAAGGAUGAGGGCUACAAGGCCUUUUAUCUGGAGGGUGGGUUCUGUAAGUUCCAGGCAGAGUUUCCAGCUCUGUGCGAAACCAACCUGGACGGCUCCCCCAACAGCAGCAGCUCCCCUACGGCUCAGGUUCUGGGCCUCGGCGGGCUGCGGAUCAGCUCCGACUCCUCGGACAUUGAGUCGGACAUCGACCGUGACCCCAGCAGUGCCACGGACUCGGACGGCAGCCCUCUGUCCAAUCCGCAGCCGUCCUUCCCGGUGGAGAUCCUGCCGCAUCUCUACCUAGGCUGCGCCAAGGACUCCACCAACCUGGACGUGCUGGAGGAGUACGGCAUCAAAUACAUCCUCAAUGUGACCCCGAACCUCCCCAACCUCUUCGAGAACGCGGGGGAGUUUAAAUACAAGCAGAUCCCCAUUUCGGAUCACUGGAGCCAGAAUCUCUCGCAGUUCUUUCCAGAGGCCAUCAGUUUUAUUGAUGAAGCUCGAGGUCAGAAAUGUGGCGUUCUGGUUCACUGCUUGGCCGGCAUCAGCCGCUCCGUGACCGUGACGGUGGCCUACCUGAUGCAGAAGCUCAACCUGUCCAUGAAUGAUGCUUACGACAUCGUUAAGAUGAAAAAAUCCAACAUCUCGCCCAACUUCAACUUCAUGGGGCAGCUCCUGGACUUUGAGCGCACUCUGGGCCUGAAGAGCCCGUGUGACAACCGCAUGGCACCACCUAGCCAACAGCUCUACUUUACCACCCCGACCAACCACAACGUCUUCCAGCUGGACCCCCUGCAGUCCACGUGAGGCCCCCUCUGUAGUUACCUCUUUUUCUCACCGGAGGCUUAAGAGGGCCUCCCGCUGAAAAAAGUUGCAAAAAGUUUUCUCUUGUUUUCGUCGUCUGCUGUGCGACCUCUGGCUCUUGACGUUUCUGAUGCAGCUGGUUUUAGGGAGACAGCUGCUGAGCGUGGUUACUGGAGGGCCGAAGCAGUCUGGCAGACACACAGCUGCUGUUUGACUAAAUAAGAAGAGACACACUUAAAGAGAGCAGAUACUUUCUACAAUCAAAUUUUGCUGUCUGACUUCUAAAGUCUUUUCUUCAUUUUUUGGGGUUUUGUAUCUGAGGAAGCGUAAGAUGAUUUUUUUUUUUUUGGACUUUCUUCAAAGUUCCUAGGCUGGUGUGCCAAAGAGACAUGGUUGUUCAAUCUGGACUGAUGAUUUAAAAACUCUUUUGUAUGUUUUGUUUUGGGGUGUAGCACGGCUUACCUCCAUGACUUCAGGAUGCGUUGUGUCCUUCAUCUUCUGUGAAGACUUGCCUGUGUAGGGUCGGAGCACCCUGGCUUUUGAAGGCACACCAUACAUAUAUAUAUAUCUAUAUAUAUUGGACUCAAUUUUACACUUGUGGAGUCUUUUCAAACAUUUAUACAUUGUGUAUAUAUCUUAAUAUAAAAGACGGUAAAAGCCUUGCUGUAGUACAUACCCGUUGGAAGUGGGUACUUAAGACUCUGUGUUUCUUAUUGUAGUUUUAUGUAAACAAACAAACUGCAUAUUGAUCAUUAUGUUAAAGUUUAUAAUGCCAAAAAUCAGUAGGCUUUCUAAGAAUUGUGCAAAAAUGUAUACAUGUGUAAUAUAUAUAUAUAUAUAUAUAUAUAUAUAUAUAUAUAUAUAUAUAUAUAUAUAUAUAUGUAUAUAUAUAUAUAUAUAUAUAUAUAUAUGUAUAUAUCAUAUACAUACAUAUGAGUGUGUAUGUGUGUGUGUGUUGAAUAAUUGCUUUAUGUGUGAAUUCAGCCGAUCGGCCUUGUUUUUGCACCCGCCCUCUCACAAAUAAGUCACCUUGGUUAUUUGCCUUACUUGCGCUCACAGGGUUUGUGUUGCACAUUGGCCUUCAGAGAGAAGUUCACAAUUUUUAGAACUCUAUGCCAUUGAAUAUUUUUUGGCUUUCAGACACACACACACACACACACACAAAAAAACAAAAACAAACAAAAAAAAAACCUGAAUUUGGAGCAGUUAUGGUUUUGGCACCAUGCCACACGUAGUUGAAGCUAAGCUGUAAUGUGUGGCCUGGAUCUCUGAGGGGUAAUGUGAGUAAUCCUGACCUGUGCACAAGGGUUAAAACUCUGACUUGUGGGCAAAGCUCCCAGCUUUGCUCACCUCACCUCUUCAGGGAAAAGUCUUUGAAAUGCAGUUUUUAUUUGUAAAGAUGAGAGAAACAGAAUCCAGAACUUAGGAGGGUUGUGUCGUGCCCCCCUUUCCCAAUUUCCUGAGAGAAGGCCUCUUUCAGGGGGAAGCCAUCUUGAUGAACUCAGCCCACCCCUCCAAACUCGUCUCUUACGAAUGUAAAGAAAAGAUAAGUUAUUAAUAAAUUGCUAUUUUGUCUACA